Messenger RNA from Cryptotermes secundus, 3050 nucleotides. RefSeq lists its product as uncharacterized. The record is from RefSeq and is a predicted model, not a curated record. The transcript is spliced from 10 exons. Lineage: Eukaryota; Metazoa; Arthropoda; Insecta; Blattodea; Kalotermitidae. Bases 149 to 2692 code for a protein of 847 amino acids.
GUCACAGUCAGCCGGCAGGUAAUUAUAACUGCGCCUACGAGAGUGCAGCAGGGACGUCAAUGGCGGGAAAGAGCAUGGAGGUAGCGGACGUAAGCGCGUAGGAAUCAGUUGAACUUGGGAAGUCGUUCGUUAGUGAUGUGAGUGCACGAUGUUGUGGGUGUUGGUCCUCUUCUUGUCGUCGCUGCUUGGUGUUCAAGGACAAAAUCUAGGAUUUAUUGAAGUUCCACAAAACAUCAGUGCUACAGUUGGAGAGUCACUGUUACUGAAGUGCAAAGCAAACUCUGUAGUAGAAGAUUGUCGGUGGUCAUGGCAAUCACUUGAAGGUGGUCCUAAUGGCACAGUGACAUUGGUGAAAGAAUACCCAGCAUUUGGUGAUGACAGGAACGAUUGUAGUGUGAAGUUCAGUAGUUUAUUGGCACAACAGCAAGGUUUUUGGAUAUGUGGAAUUCGUGGCCCAGGGAGUAGCAGCUUCAUAAAUUCACCUCCUGCAAAGCUGGUACUUUACAAUACAAUUGAUUUUUCUGAGGUAAUAAAGGAUACCGUUCUGGAAGUUGGUCAACAGCUGCUUCUGACUUGUAAAACGGCUCAAAAAGUGAAGGAUUGUCAGUGGACAUGGAGGGGGCUGACAGCAAACAAUGAGACAGAGCUGACAGUCAAGACAUUUCCGGCAUUUGGGAAUGAUAGUCGAGACUGUAGCAUUCGUUUAAGCAGUGUGCUAAUUGAACAGGCGGGUUUCUGGACUUGCGGUGCUCGUAAUUCUGAAUUUAACUUCACAAGAGCUCAGCCAACAAAACUUACUGUCCAGCACCCACAGGAAGAAGUUGAAUUUUCAGAGCUGGCAUAUGAUACUGAAGUGAGCGUUGGUAAGCCACUUGUACUUACCUGCAAGACAGUGAAGCCUGUGGAGGAAUGUCAGUGGACUUGGAAGUCAACACCAUCAACUAACAAGGCCACAGGAGUAGUAAUGAAGCAGUUCCCAUCAUUUGGAAAUGAGAGCAGAGACUGCAGCAUCCGUUUUGACAGUGUGGUGAGUGAACAAGAAGGAAUCUGGACAUGUGCUGCUCGCUUCAAGUGGCAAAAUUAUUUCACUGCUGCACAUCCUGUACAACUAUCCAUCUUUACAGGAGUGGCAUUUGUGCAGCUCUCCCAGGACAUUCAGAUUGCUAUCGGAGAGCCCGUAUUACUGCGCUGUGUAACGAACACAGCAGUGGAGCUCUGUCAGUGGUCGUGGCAGCCACUUAACAGGGCCAAUGAGACUGCCGUUGUGGUUAAACAGUUCCCGGCUUUUGGUGAAGAUGGACGUGACUGCAGUGUGCGAUUCAAGAGUGUUCUGGAAGAACAAGAAGGCAUCUGGAUCUGUGCUGUGCGUUUGUAUACACAUUCUGCUUUCACUACAGCCUCUCCCCCAGCUACGCUGACGUUGCUUCCUGCAGUGCGAGUAAAAUUCUUAGAGCGGCCAGAAGAUGUGAACGUGGCAGUUGGAGACUCAGCUCUACUGCGUUGUGUUGCUACAACAGCCGUGAAUGACUGUCGGUGGACUUGGCGGCCCUUUACUGAGCCCAACAAAACAGAAGUGGUAGUGAAACAGUUUCCUGCAUUUGGCAACUACAGCCGAGAUUGCAGUGUACGCUUCCGUAGUGUGCUGAAAGAGCAAGAGGGUCUUUGGGGAUGCACUGUAACAGGUCCACCAAAUUUUACCUUGCUGGCAGCUCCUCCCGCAAAGCUUACUGUGUUUGUACCAGUGCCAAUAAAAUUUGUAGAACUCUCUCAGGAUAUCCAGAUGCCACCAGGUGGACCACUGACAAUUCGCUGCAGAACAGCUUCUGAAGUGGAGGAAUGCAAGUGGAUAUGGCAUUCGCUGGAUGAAUCAAAUUCAACAGAGGUUGUGGUUAAACAUUUCCCAGCACUAGGGAACAACAGUAAAGAUUGCAGCUUGCAUUUCGACGUGGUGCUGUCCGAGCAUGAGGGAAACUGGACUUGUGCUGCGAGAAAUCCUGGGGAGACACAUUUCACAUCUGCGCCUCCUGCCCAUCUCACCUUGCUCCAGCCAGAAUCUGUUAUGGUGGCGUUGUGGUCAGCCCCUGAACAUAAAGUGAGCUUGGGAUGCCGCCUCAGUGCUCCAAGGCCUACAGCAGUAUGUCGCUGGCACCACCCACCACAUGUAUCUGUGACCACUGGAGACCAGCCACACAGGUAUUCCUUGGAAUAUAAUAAAAGUGUGGGUAUAUGUACAGUCAUUUUUGGUCCAGAGAUGGAUGAUUUGGGGCAGUGGAGCUGUAUCUUUACAAUAAAUGAUUGGGAAAUAGCAUCUGCAACUCUUGUGCUACUCAAUACACCACCAGAUGAAAAACUUGGUUGGCUUGUUGGUGUUUUGGCAGCAAUGGUACUUAUUCUAACAGUUGUUGUAGUGGCCAUGUUUGUAUGCAAGUGUCGGAAACAGGAGUCUACAAAUAAAAAUGGCCUUGGUAAUCCAGUACUCUCGGGACAGUCUGGAGACAAAAAGAGUCCUGAUCGAUACACUGACUCCCCUACCAAAAUUAACUUUCAGUUUGGGGAAACUGCAGGACAAACCAUUUCUGCUCCCACUGCUGCUCCUGAAAUCCCUAGUACAACACCUCAGCACAUCUAUGAGCGUGUUGACCGGUACGUCAGUCCUACCACAUCUAAGAGCAUCUAUGAGAACGUUGAAUGAGUCUCGAAUGAAGUGAUAUACAUACCUUACCAAAUGUAAAUAGCCAAAGAUUGUGCACAUAAAGGUUAUCGAUGGAGAAUGAAAGCAUAGGGUCCUGGGAGUGUUUUACAUCGUAUUUCCAAGUUAAAUCUUCCAGUAUUUUCUUUAUUUUCUUCCAUUGUUUGUCUUUCAGUUGUACAUAUUGACUCAAUGAACAAAAUGUUCACUUUAUAAAUAAUAGAGUGAAAAUGGUAUGUACUUCACUGUGACCUACAUGCUGCAUACAUGAUAUUUGCAUAUGGCACAGCUGUCGUGUCAUAAUGUCCUAUGUAGGUUCUAAAGCUGUAUGACUAGUUUCUCAGAAAUUUUACUAGCACAA